UUUGCGGUCAAGAAGGAAGGUCAUCCAAGCAUGGGGGGCCCAAUGCCAAGAAUGAACCACCCUCGGAUGCCAAUGCAGCCAAACGGUUCCUUUUCUCCACAGAACUACGGUGGUGGCAUGAGACCGCCCCCUGGCUCAAUGCCUGGAGGAAUGCCCUUAUCAAUGCCUGGAGGAAGACCGUGGAAUCCCAACACAUCAACGAUAAACUAUUCUCGAGCAUCACCAGGUGGUUUUGUUGGCCCACCUGGGGGAGGGGGUCAACCUGGUACACCCAUCAUGCCAAGUCCACAAGGCACCCCCCAAGCCAUGUCUACGGACCGGCGUAUGUCACAGGGUAGCUCAAGAAGAGAUUCAACCAACUCGGGUGACAACAUGUACACAAUGAUGAAACCAGUACCGGGUGGCAGUAUGGGACCAGGGAAUUUCCCAAUGGGAUCAGGACCAGAUGGACCUAUGCCUAUGGGAUCACAGGACAUUCCUCCAGUUAUGAACGGUGAAAUGGACGGUAUGAAAAGCUCGCCAGCAAGCAAUCAAGGGCCAGGCGGGCCGGGCACACCUAGGGAAGACAAUGGGGAUAUGGGCGGGCAGCUGUUUACAAACUUCCAGGAUAAUGACCAGAAUGAGUCAGCGGCGAUACUUAAGAUUAAAGAAACAAUGCAGGAAGAGGCAAAAAGAUUUGAGAAGGACACCCCUGGCGAGCAUCCUGACUACUUUAUGCAUCAACCCUAGCCACACGCCCACAUAUACAAAUACCCAAGCACACACCCACCCGCAGCCCUGGUGCCAUGCACCUUAAUAAAAAAGACUGCGAUUUCUGGUGCUGUGACAGAUAAGGAUGUGAAUCACAUGGUAAAUUCUGAUAAAGGGCGCCAAAUUGCACAGCCUUACGGGCCUGGAUUUUACGCAGCAGCCAUCUUUUUUUCCAGGCGUACAUUACUGUAAAGUUCCAACUAAGGUAUUUUUGGACAAUGUUUGUCGAAGAUGGCUGUUUUGUGUAUGGAUAUGUAAAUGAACUGCAUAGCAUGUAUUUAUAAUGCUAUGUACUAACUUGUCUGGUACCUUAGUGAAGGGUGUACAAAGUUAAUAUUCAAAUAGUUCUCAGGUAGAGGCACCAGCCCACUGGACGAAUUUAUCAUGUGACUUAUGUCAACACAGCAGAGGCCAUGUUGAACAAU
This is a messenger RNA of Asterias rubens (European starfish), 1175 nucleotides long. Its product is annotated as single-stranded DNA-binding protein 3-like. Gene Ontology annotation, cellular component: nucleus. The coding region runs from base 31 to 729 and encodes 232 amino acids. Gene Ontology annotation, biological process: positive regulation of transcription by RNA polymerase II. The record is from RefSeq and is a predicted model, not a curated record. The transcript is spliced from 11 exons. Lineage: Eukaryota; Metazoa; Echinodermata; Asteroidea; Forcipulatida; Asteriidae.